AUUGGCUGGAGGGGCUGCUCUCCGCCAACCGCGGGGCCUGGCUGCAGGAAGUGCCGCGGGCGGGGCGGGGCGCUGCUGCCGCUGCGCGUGAGCGGCCGCGUGGCGGGAGCGCGGCAGACGGGCGAUGCGGCGGCGCCUGCGGUUGCUGACGGCGGCGCUAGGAGGCUGCGGGCUGCUGCUGGGCUCGGCGCUAGCGGCGGGCGACGAGCGGCUUUACGCCGCGGCAGUGAUGCCCGCGCUCCGCGCCGUCACCCCGGAGACCGCCCACGGCUUGGCCCUGCGCGCCGCCGCCCUCGGGCUUCUGCCGCCCGCUCGUCCCGACAGCCCCGCGCUGGAAGUGCGCGUCCUCGGGCUGCGGUUCCGAAACCCGCUGGGGCUGGCGGCUGGCUUUGACAAGCACGGCGAGGCUGUGGACGGUCUGUACAGGAUGGGCUUCGGCUUUGUGGAAGUGGGAACUGUCACGCCCGAGCCCCAGGAGGGCAACCCCAAGCCCAGAGUCUUUCGGCUGGUGAAGGAUGAGGCAGUCAUUAACAGAUAUGGAUUCAACAGCCAUGGCCAUGCUGCGGUGGAGCGUAGGCUGCGGGCCCGCCAGGAGGCACAGCUCAAGCUCACAGCUGCGGGGAUGCCUCUUGGAGUCAACCUGGGGAAGAACAAGAGCUCUACAGAUGCUGCAGCUGACUACGUGGCUGGAGUCCAGGCACUGGGCCCCUUGGCUGACUACCUGGUUGUGAAUGUGUCCAGCCCGAAUACUCCGGGGCUGCGGGACCUGCAGGGCAAGGCUGAGCUGCGGGACCUGCUGACCAAGGUGCUGGCAGAGAGGGACAUGCUGCCAUGUGAACAUAAGCCAGCUGUGCUGGUGAAGAUUGCCCCAGAUCUCACUGAGCAAGACAAGCAGGAUAUAGCUGGCGUUGUGUGUGAGGUUGGUGUGGAUGGACUGAUUAUCAGCAACACCACCAUCAGCCGCCCCAGCAGCCUCCAGAGCACACAGCGCCUGGAGUCUGGGGGCCUCAGUGGGAAGCCCCUGCGGGAGCUCUCCACACAGAUGGUGCGGGAGAUGUACGCCCUCACUCAAGGCCAGGUGCCCAUCAUUGGAGUGGGUGGGGUGAGCAGUGGCCGAGAUGCCUUGGAGAAGAUCCGUGCUGGAGCCUCGCUUGUGCAGAUGUACACAGCACUUGUGUACCAUGGGCCCCCAGUGGUGGGGACGGUGAAGCGGGAGCUGGAGGAGCUGCUGAGGGAGCAGGGGUUCAAGAGCAUCAUGGAAGCAGUUGGAGCAGAUCACCGGCGCUGACAGAUCGCAGGAUCAAGGUCUAGCCAAGAGGAGCCAUGGCAAAUGAUGGCAAAGGAGAAAUGGCUGUGAUGCUUCCAGAGUGGUUAGGCUGGGAUCGAGUCAAUGCCCUGGUUCUGGCCCUUGAGAAGGGUCAAUAAAUUGGAGCUGAGGCUGCACUGGUGGGAAGCUAAUGCCGCUGCCCAGGGCUGUACUUUUGGCUUUCCUGUCGGCUGUGUUCCCCAGCAGAAACCAGCCGUGGGCCAGGUUCCACUGGGGUUGAGAAGGCCCUGGAAGAAAGCCAGCUGUGGAAUGAUGGGACAGUGCACACCUUCCCUACAGUACUGACCAGAGCCCAAGCAGUGUGUUGGGUAUCCCUUCUGCCCUUCAGUUCUGGAACCUCCCUGCUCACUCUGGCUAGUGCUGGGUCCUGCACUGCAGCUUCCAGAGUGGCAUCUGUCCUCUCUUGCCCUCAUCUGCUGUCUGCACAGUGCUUUAAUAAACCUACCCAAGAGUUAAUAAACAUUUCUCUUACCUC
Messenger RNA from Numida meleagris (helmeted guineafowl), 1802 nucleotides. It is a transcript of the gene DHODH, whose product is annotated as dihydroorotate dehydrogenase (quinone). Gene Ontology annotation, molecular function: dihydroorotate dehydrogenase activity. The record is from RefSeq and is a predicted model, not a curated record. The transcript is spliced from 8 exons. Gene Ontology annotation, biological process: pyrimidine ribonucleotide biosynthetic process; 'de novo' pyrimidine nucleobase biosynthetic process. Lineage: Eukaryota; Metazoa; Chordata; Aves; Galliformes; Numididae. The coding region runs from base 125 to 1288 and encodes 387 amino acids. Gene Ontology annotation, cellular component: cytoplasm; mitochondrial inner membrane.